Chrysochloris asiatica (Cape golden mole) is the source of this 2349-nucleotide messenger RNA. It is a transcript of the gene QARS1, whose product is annotated as glutaminyl-tRNA synthetase. Gene Ontology annotation, cellular component: cytoplasm; aminoacyl-tRNA synthetase multienzyme complex; cytosol. Gene Ontology annotation, molecular function: glutamine-tRNA ligase activity; ATP binding. Bases 22 to 2349 code for a protein of 775 amino acids. NCBI's taxonomy places the organism in Eukaryota, Metazoa, Chordata, Mammalia, Afrosoricida, Chrysochloridae. The record is from RefSeq and is a predicted model, not a curated record. The transcript has 24 exons. Gene Ontology annotation, biological process: glutaminyl-tRNA aminoacylation; translation.
UCGGUUUCCGGUGUUCCCGCGAUGGCGACUCCGGACUCCCUGUCUCUGUUCACCGCCCUCGGGCUGAGCGAACACAAGGCCCUCGAGACGCUCAAGAACACUUCUCUGAGCGCGCAGCUGCGCCAGGCGGCCACGCAGGCGCAGCAGACUCUGGGCUCGACCAUCGACAAGGCUACUGGGACCCUGCUAUAUGGCUUGGCUUCCCGACUUAAGGAUCCCCGGCGUCUCCCCUUUCUCGUGGGCUACAUCGCCAGUAAGAAGAUACACACCGAGCCCCAGCUGAGCGCUGCCCUUGAGUAUGUGCGCGGUCAUCCCCUGGACCCCAUCAACACCGUGGACUUUGAGAGGGAAUGUGGCGUGGACGUCGUGGUGACCCCAGAGCAAAUAGAGGAGGCAGUGGAGGCCGUCAUAAAUCGGCACCAGUCUCAGCUCCUGGUUGAACGUUAUCAUUUCAACAUGGGGCUCCUGAUGGGAGAGGCUCGAGCUGUUCUCAAAUGGGCUGAUGGCAAAAUGAUCAAGCAUGAAGUGGACAUGCAGGUCCUCCACCUUCUGGGUCCCAAGAUGGAGUCUGAUCUGGACAAAAAAGCCAAGGUAGUGAAGUCUCGGCCAGAAGAAACAGACCGGAGGAAAGCAAAGGAUGUGGUGGAGAAUGGUAUGAGUGCUGACCAGGCUCUGUCCCUGAUGGAACAGCUCCGGGGAGAGGCGCUCAAGUUCCACAAGCCUGGUGAAAACUACAAGACCCCAGGCUAUGUGACCACCCCAUAUACUAUGAAUCUGCUAAAGCAGCACCUGGAGAUCACUGGGGGACAGGUGCGUACCCGUUUUCCACCAGAGCCCAAUGGAAUCCUACAUAUUGGACAUGCCAAAGCAAUCAAUUUCAACUUUGGCUAUGCCAAGGCCAACAAUGGGAUCUGCUUUCUGCGCUAUGACGACACCAACCCUGAAAAGGAGGAAGCAAAGUUCUUUACUGCCAUCUACGACAUGGUGUCCUGGCUGGGUUACACACCUUACAAGGUGACAUAUGCCUCUGAUUACUUCGACCAACUAUAUGCCUGGGCCCUAGAGCUCAUCCGCAGGGGCCAGGCCUAUGUCUGCCACCAGCGAGGAGAGGAACUCAAAGGCCACAAUCCAUUGCCCUCGCCCUGGAGGGACCGUCCUGUGGAGGAAUCACUGCUGUUGUUUGAGGCAAUGCGCAAAGGCAAGUUUGCAGAAGGUGAGGCCACACUGCGGAUGAAACUGGAAAUGGAAGAUGGCAAAAUGGACCCUGUGGCCUAUCGAGUCAAAUACACACCGCACCACCGCACAGGGGACACCUGGUGCAUCUACCCCACCUAUGACUAUACACACUGCCUGUGUGACUCCAUUGAGCACAUCACCCACUCACUCUGCACCAAGGAAUUCCAGGCCCGACGCUCUUCCUACUUCUGGCUGUGCAACACGCUGGAUGUCUAUUGCCCCGUGCAGUGGGAGUAUGGCCGCCUCAACCUACACUACGCUGUUGUCUCUAAGAGGAAGAUCCUUCAACUUGUGUCUGCUGGAGCUGUGCGGGACUGGGAUGACCCCCGGCUCUUCACGCUGACAGCCCUGCGCAGGCGAGGCUUCCCACCUGAAGCCAUCAACAACUUCUGUGCCCGGGUGGGUGUGACAGUGGCACAGACUACAAUGGAACCACAUCUACUAGAAGCCUGUGUGCGUGAUGUGCUAAAUGACACGGCCCCACGGGCCAUGGCUGUGCUGGAGCCACUGCGGGUCACUAUCACCAACUUUCCUGCUGCCAAGUCCUUGGACAUCCAGGUGCCUAACUUUCCAGCUGAUGAGAGGAAGGGGUUUCACCAGGUUCCCUUUGCAUCAGUCGUCUUCAUCGAGCAGACAGACUUCAAGGAGGAGCCAGAGCCAGGUUACAAGCGCCUGGCAUGGGGCCAGCCUGUGGGCCUGAGGCACACAGGCUACAUCAUUGAGCUGCAACAUGUUGUCAAGGGCCCCAGCGGCAGUAUAGAAAGUUUGGAGGUGACCUGCAGACGGGCAGAUGCUGGAGAGAAGCCUAAAGCCUUCAUUCACUGGGUGUCCCAGCCGCUGACGUGUGAAAUUCGCCUCUAUGAGCAACUAUUCCGGCACAAGAACCCUGAGGAUCCUGCUGAGGUACCUGGUGGAUUCUUAAGUGACUUGAAUCAGGCAUCGCUACAAGUGGUGAAGGUAGCGUUAGUGGACUGUUCUGUGGCCCUGGCAAAACCCUUUGACAAAUUCCAAUUUGAGCGUCUUGGGUAUUUCUCCGUGGAUCCAGACAGCCACCAAGGACAGCUUGUCUUCAACCGAACUGUCACACUGAAGGAGGACCCAGGGAAGAUGUGA